AUGUCCAAAUGUCCCUUUCCCUCCCACCAAAACCACGCGUCCGAUACUACACCGAAUACCGUUCUUAUCAUGCGGCAGAAUGUUAACGUUCCCAAAACCCGCCGGACAUACUGCAAGUCCAAGGAGUGCAAAAAGCACACCCAGCACAAGGUCACCCAGUACAAAGCUGGAAAGGUGAGAGAGCCAUUCGACUUCACAACCCUCUUGGUCAUGAGGGAUAGGGCUAUCAGGUGUGCUGAUGGCGUCCGUUUCCAAAUCCAGGCCUCGCUAUUCGCACAGGGAAAGCGUCGUUACGAUCGUAAACAGAGCGGUUACGGUGGUCAAACGAAACCCGUGUUCAGGAAGAAGGCCAAGACCACAAAGAAGGUUGUUCUGCGGUUGGAGUGCACGGUCUGCAAGACCAAGGCCCAACUGGCUUUGAAACGAUGCAAGCACUUCGAGUUGGGUGGUGACAAGAAAACUAAGGGGGCAGCUCUUGUUUUCUAA
Molecule: messenger RNA, 486 nt
Organism: Paracoccidioides lutzii Pb01
Product: 60S ribosomal protein L44
Exons: 3
Coding region: 1-486 (161 amino acids)
Biological process (GO): translation
Cellular component (GO): ribosome; cytosolic large ribosomal subunit
Molecular function (GO): structural constituent of ribosome
Source: RefSeq, a predicted model, not a curated record